UUUUUUUCCACUAAUUCCUAUACUUUUCAAAACCCUUUGUGAUCUGAUCGUCCCAUUCACACACACCACAAUUAACCACCUUGAACUUUUCAAUACCUUCAGAAUUUUCAUACACCCUCUCUCUUCAUCCAGAUUAUACAUACGCGGCCUGUCUCCCGCAACCACAGCAGACACACACACACACACAGUUUUUCUCCCUUAUUUUUGUCAAAUGAAUAUGUAUCACAUAAACCAAAGUAUACUCCAAUGACAACCAAUAUGAGAAUCCUACCAUUUUCUGAUCAUCUUACCUUGAUGAUGACAAUUACAAAAUACAAGUUUCCUUAGAAUCGAUCCAUUUUCUUUUUUCCAUGCACCGCAUGGACACUGUCUUCUCCCUCCCCGAGUCAGCCAGGGCUAACUUUCUGCAGUCUAUAAUGCAGUCCUCAGGCUGCUCAUACAUUUGUCUUUGGUCCUAUGAUUCCCUCUUAUCCAAUCGUUUGCUGUGCUUGGAUGGAUUGUUCAAUGUAAGAAUCAACCAAGCGAGCACCUCUUUGGGGAGUGUAGCUCAAAGGCUUUUUGACCAAUAUAGGAGUUUAGUAUUUGAUGUCAAUGAUAAUGACCGAAUUCCAGGACUGGCCUUCAAGAACCGCAGCUACCUUGAGCUGCAGCAACCAGAUCUUCUGAGACUGGCAUGGACACAAAUACAGGCACAAUUUUAUCAGGAAGCAAGGAUUAAGACUGCUGUCUUCAUGGGGUGUAACAAUGGAGAAAUGGAACUUGGGUUCCCAAACAUGUCUCAAGAUGAUAUUCAGACAGCACUUAGGAAUUGGUUCCCAGAUGAAUUUUCCAGAUUACAGUCAUCAUCAAAUCCGCAGCCAAACAUUGAUCAGAGUCAGAACCCACCUUCAUCAUCAUCUUCUUCCUUGAGAUCACUCUCCCUAUCUGCAGGAAGCCCUGAAUACUCAUCCCUCCUGUUCAACAUUCCUGGAUCUUCCCCUCAUUUCCCUCAAGAUCAAUCCCUCACAGCUUCUUCUUCUAGCUCACACCAGCAAGUCUUCCAAGCACUGGCUCAAUCCACAGCACAGAGCAGUACAUUCCCAACACCAGAAGGUGAAAAUGAUGCUAUGAUGAGAGCAAUCCUUCAUGUCCUUUCUACUAAUAAUCCUCCUCCUUCUACUCCAACCUCUCUUCUUCAUCAACCCCACCACCGUCAGAAUUUGCCUGAUUAUAUGGUUCGUCCUGAUCAGACUAGUGCCUUCAAGAGGUACAGCCCCAUUAUCCCGCGGCCUUCAUCCCAAAUGGGACCAGAUCAGCUGAGGCAAAGUCUCUUUAAAAGGUCAUUGACGUUCUUUAGAGGCUUGAAUUUCAUGAGAAUGAGAGAAAGUGUUCAAACAACAACUCGUCCCAGCAGUACACAGCUUCAUCACAUGAUUUCAGAAAGAAGAAGACGUGAGAAGCUCAACGAGAACUUUCAAGCUCUUAGAUCACUUCUUCCUCCUGGAACUAAGAAAGACAAAGCAUCAAUACUUACAACAGCGAAGGAAGCACUGACCUCUUUAAUGGCGGAGAUAGAAAAGCUUAGAGAGAGGAACAAGCAGUUGGAGGUGGCAGCAACAUCAUCAUCAUCAUCAUCAAUGGCGGCUCGUCCGGUAGCGAAAGAAGCAAGUGAUGAUCAUGAAAUCUUCAAUGAGAGGUUAAAUGUCAGAAUUUCACACGAACUAUCAGAAUCAAGCUCGUCGGAACAAGAGAGAAUCGCAGAUUUGGAAGUGACAGUGAGGGGACAAAGUUCUCAAGUCGAUAUUCUGAUUCGAUUACUGGAAUUUUUGAAACAGGAUCAAAAUUUGAGCUUGAUUUCCAUGGAAGCUAACACUUAUUUAGCUCACGCCAAUUCCUUCAACCGAAUCACAAUAAGGCUAAGGGUUGAGGGAAGUGAAUGGGACGAGUCUGCCUUCCAGGAAGCAGUGAGAAGGGUGGUUGCUGACCUGGCACAGUAACUUACAUCUGGUCCAAUAAUCACAUCCCACGUCAUCAGUCAUCUUCUAUAACUUACUCCUCAAUUUUUUUUUUAUUUUUAAAACAGCAGUUUGCUAGAGAUGGAUUUUGAGGAUUUAUAAUCGUUACCAAUUAAAUCAAUCUUUAUUAGAUAUUUAUAUAUUAUUAGUUGGGCUCUCAACCAAAUCUAGGCAUGUAUUUAUAUUUUAUUAUCAUUUUGUUCAAAUAGGGAAUAGAUUCUUAAUUAUUAAA
Molecule: messenger RNA, 2226 nt
Organism: Prosopis cineraria
Lineage: Eukaryota; Viridiplantae; Streptophyta; Magnoliopsida; Fabales; Fabaceae
Product: putative transcription factor bHLH041
Exons: 8
Coding region: 351-1976 (541 amino acids)
Molecular function (GO): protein dimerization activity
Source: RefSeq, a predicted model, not a curated record